Messenger RNA from Notothenia coriiceps (black rockcod), 1229 nucleotides. RefSeq names its product hippocampus abundant transcript 1 protein-like. Gene Ontology annotation, molecular function: transmembrane transporter activity. The record is from RefSeq and is a predicted model, not a curated record. The transcript is spliced from 9 exons. Gene Ontology annotation, cellular component: membrane. Gene Ontology annotation, biological process: transmembrane transport. The coding region runs from base 238 to 1215 and encodes 325 amino acids. Lineage: Eukaryota; Metazoa; Chordata; Actinopteri; Perciformes; Nototheniidae.
CUCGGUGACAUUAGGAUCAGUUAUAAUCAGAGCAGAGGAAUUUUGGUAAAAGCAAGACGCCGAGCCUUCACGGUUUACCGCUUGCGUUUACCGGUUACAGACUUUAAAGUCCAUGAUAGCGCAUACACGUAGUUGUAAUUCACACAGCAGCGGGACACCCUGGAAGAGACGGAGAAACCACAGGAGGAUGCCGAGCAACAAGGACUCGAUGUAAACAUUAUUACGGCAAGAUGUGAGAUGAACCGGGAGAAAACGGCAACCGAGGCCAACGACAACAUGUUGGUCCGGGCAUCGCAAGGCCGAGGCCGGGCCAAAGUGACUCAUGCGGUGGUGGUGAUCUUCCUGGAGUUCUUCGCCUGGGGGCUGCUGACCACACCCAUGCUGACCGUCCUCCGUGAGACGUUUCCUCAGCACACCUUCCUCAUGAACGGCCUGGUUCACGGUGUGAAGGGCUUCCUGUCGUUCCUGUCGGCUCCUCUGAUUGGUGCACUGUCGGACAUCUGGGGUAGGAAGUCCUUCCUCCUCAUGACAGUCUUCUUCACCUGUGCCCCCAUCCCCUUCAUGAGGAUCAGCCCCUGGUGGUAUUUCGCUUUGAUAUCAGUCUCAGGGAUCUUCGCAGUGACAUUCUCAGUGAUCUUCGCCUACGUAGCCGACAUCACCGAGGAGCACGAGAGAAGCACGGCUUACGGACUGGUCUCUGCAACCUUCGCGGCCAGUUUAGUGACGAGCCCAGCCAUCGGGGCCUACCUGUCGGCGCAGUACGGGGACAGCCUGGUGGUGCUGCUGGCCACGGUGAUAGCUGUGCUGGACAUUGCCUUUGUCUUCUUUGUGGUCCCCGAGUCGCUGCCAGACAAGAUGAGGCUGACGUCCUGGGGCUUCCCCAUCUCCUGGGAGCAGGCCGACCCGUUUGCUUCCCUGCGUCGUGUGGGGAAAGACAGCACGGUGCUGCUAAUCUGCGUCACAGUGUUCCUGUCCUACCUGCCCGAGGCUGGACAGUACUCCAGCUUCUUCCUCUACCUGAAACAGGUGAUAGAGUUUUCUCCUGCAGCAAUCGCUGCCUUCAUCGCCAUGGUGGGGAUCCUCUCUAUAGUCGCUCAGACUCUCUUCCUUAGUGUUUUGAUGAGGACCAUUGGUAAUAAGAACACAGUUCUCCUGGGGCUGGGCUUCCAGCUCUUCCAGCUGGCCUGGUACGGCUUCGGCUCCGAGCCAUGGUGAGUACAGCCACUGGG